This is a messenger RNA of Pipra filicauda (Wire-tailed manakin), 1623 nucleotides long. Its product is annotated as retinol dehydrogenase 16-like. NCBI's taxonomy places the organism in Eukaryota, Metazoa, Chordata, Aves, Passeriformes, Pipridae. The record is from RefSeq and is a predicted model, not a curated record. Gene Ontology annotation, molecular function: oxidoreductase activity.
CUGGACCCCACUGGGGGAGCCACUGCUGGACUUGUCCAAAGUGGCACUCCAGGGAUUCACACACACAAAUCAAACCCACGCCUGUUUUAAUCUGGGCAGAUUUGCCUCUGGGCCCAGGGCUGGGAAGCCUCUAAUAGCAUCUUCCUCCUCCUCCUCCACUUUCUCCUCCUGCUCCUUCUCCUGCAGAGCCGCUGGGUGGGGGCUGCCCCACUCCACUGCCGUGGCUGGGGACACCGUCCCCCACCAAAGGCGGGCGAGAGGGAAGGGUCCGAGGUUGGGGCUGGAGAGUGGAGCCAAACCCAGCUCUGGGGGGCAGCGGCAUUCACCUGCUAAGGGCACAGCAGAGCCCCAGGGACAGGGAGUGGUGCAAGGCAGAGCUGGGGAUUGCAAACCAGGAAGGCAAAGUUGGCCCCAGGUUCUGCCGCAAUCCCGGCUCUGUAUAAAUGGCCCGAGUGCGGCCGUCCCGGGCUGUCAGUGAGCGGUGCCGGCCGAGGAUGUGGCUGUGCGUGGCGGCGGUGCUGGCGGGGCUGCUCCUGCUGCGGCGCUGGCACCGGGAGCGGCAGACGGUGCCGGGGCUCCGGGAGAAGCACGUGCUGAUCACGGGCUGCGACAGCGGCUUCGGGAACCUGCUGGCGCGGCAGCUGGACGGGCGCGGGCUGCGGGUCCUGGCCGCCUGCCUGACCGAGGCCGGGGCGGCGCGGCUGCGGGCGGCCACCUCGCCGCGGCUCCAGACCGUCCUGCUGGACGUCACCUCCAGCCAGAGCAUCGCCGCCGCCAGCGCCUGGGUGCGGGAGCGCGUGGGUGACCGAGGGCUCUGGGGGCUGGUGAACAACGCAGGCAUCGCCAUCCCCACUGCCCCGAACGAGUGGCUGAGCAAGGACGACUUCAUGAAGGUGCUGGAUGUCAACCUGGUGGGGCUGGUGGAGGUGACCCUGAGCCUCCUGCCGCUGGUGCGGCGGGCACGGGGCCGCGUGGUCAACGUGGCCAGUGUGAUGGGCCGCGUCUCCUUUUUCGGCGGCGGGUACUGCAUCUCCAAGUUCGGCGUGGAGGCCUUCUCCGACAGCCUCAGGCUUGAGAUGCGCAACUUCGGGGUGAAGGUCAGUGUGAUCGAGCCAGGCUACUUCAACACGAUGAUCGCCAACGUCGAGAACCUGGAGAGAAAUUUUCUUUCCACCUGGGAGAAGCUUCCAGAGGAAAUCAAAACAAGUUAUGGGGAGAAUUACUUGAAGCAGUUUGUGGCGUAUACGAAGAUAAUGCAGAAGAGCUACAACUGCGACCUGUCUCUGGUCACGGACUGCAUGGAGCACGCACUGACCAGCCUCCACCCCCGCGCCCGCUACUCCGCCGGCUGGGACGCCAAGCUGCUCUACAUCCCCCUCAGCUACCUGCCCUCGGCCCUCACGGACAUUGUGUUCACCUUGUUCUUCUCCAAAUCCGUGGUGAAAGCCUAAGGCAGGGAUGCCAGGCUGAGGCACUGCGAUGCCUAAGCCAGGGGCUGGUGACGUGUGGGGGGAUCUGGCGGCGCAAGGUGAGAUCCGACAUCGCCCGAGGCCAUGCUGAGGUCCCCGAGUUUGUUCCCUGCCCACAGACGGCUUUGUCCUGAAUAAAGACCCCCCCAUUACA